This is a messenger RNA of Plenodomus lingam JN3, 597 nucleotides long. NCBI's taxonomy places the organism in Eukaryota, Fungi, Ascomycota, Dothideomycetes, Pleosporales, Leptosphaeriaceae. The record is from RefSeq and is a predicted model, not a curated record.
AUGACUAGAAAGCAAUUUGGUACAUUGUGGAAGUAUGAAAGUUUUGCGUUUAUGUGGGCCUCCAGGAUGGUCACGAUGCCUUCGGGAUCGCAAAACAUGAUAGAGAUUGAUCUUCCUUUACCCAAUUCGUAUUUCAAAGACGAAGCUCGCACAAAUGUAAAUCAGAAUACCAGCAAUGUCAAUAUGCGUAUGGCAAAUCACGGAAACCUCCACGGUUGCGCAAGCGGUACCUACACGAGCCAUCUCAAUGGCGUCAGAGAGAACACAGCUUUGCAGAGCAUCACGGCCAGAAGCAUCCAGCUCAUGGCAGAUUGCACAAAGUGGGGUUAUUACCGGUAUCUGUCCAAACAUGUGAAAAGACGAGUACUCCCUGUCAAGGUCACCUCCGAUAUCGGUAUCGAACAGAAAACCAUCAUUGGUAGGUAUGACUCCGGCCUCCCAUCGGUUGUUCAUGGCUCCGCCACAUCGAAUGAAUUCAGAGACCAGAUCCUGGAAGCUACAGCGAAUAGCAAAAGGAAGUGGGAUUCCAAGUGGCCCAUGCAGUAUCCCGAAAGGCUGAUCCUUCCUACAUAUCGCGAAUCAAGCGCAACACGAUAG